This is a messenger RNA of Ostertagia ostertagi, 290 nucleotides long. The record is from the annotation of a GenBank genome assembly. Lineage: Eukaryota; Metazoa; Nematoda; Chromadorea; Rhabditida; Trichostrongylidae.
UUGACAAAUUUAAGAAGAUCGAUAUUCUCAUAAACAACCAUGGAAUCAACCCGGCUUUCGGCCACAUCCUUGAAGUGGAAGACAGUAUCUGGGACAAACUUUUUGAGGUGAAUGUGAAAGCCGGCUGGCAAUUGGCGAAGCUUGUUCAUCCACACAUGGUAAAGAACGGUGGUGGGAACAUCGUCUUCAACGCUUCUGUUGGAGCAUACAAGUCGCCACCGCUAUGGAGCGGUGCUGGAGAUGAGGGCGAGAAAGACGUGGUCGACAACAUGGAGGUGAGUGCUGCUUGA